Molecule: messenger RNA, 504 nt
Organism: Melampsora larici-populina 98AG31
Lineage: Eukaryota; Fungi; Basidiomycota; Pucciniomycetes; Pucciniales; Melampsoraceae
Exons: 2
Coding region: 1-504 (167 amino acids)
Source: RefSeq, a predicted model, not a curated record
AUGGAUAAUUUGGUUUUAAAAGAUUUAAAUGUAUUAGGAGAACAUGAGUGGGUAGUCAUGUGGGAUUGUUAUGAUAAACCUUAUGAACCACUUAAUGGCCACAUCAUGCAUUUUCAACAACAAUCACCUUACCUAUGUGAAAUGAUGAACCAAAUGUCACAAGGAACUCCACCCAGACCAGCUUCAACAGAUUGGGGCCAACACUUAUACUAUAAAGUAUACAGAUCUUUAAUUUCAUCUGGUGUCACUCCAUUUAAAGUCUUACCAUUCUGUUUAACAGAUGGUAGGAGUUGUACAUUGAGAGAUAGAUUACCUGAUCCGUUUGCUAGCCUUCAAGAAGAGUCUAGAUGGAAAUGGAGUAAGGAACGUUGGGAUCAAGUUGAGGAACGCUUGAAGGGUGUCUUUAGUAUUCAUUUACAUAAUCAAUGGGAUAAAAGCUUUCCUAAGGAUGGUUGGAUUAGAAGGAUGUAUGUAGAAAGAUGGCCAAAAGAAUUAAUCAGCUAG